AAGGAUAUGAUUUAUGAAAGUAAUAUCCAUCAUACUUGGGCCUCAACUCUGCUUCCGCAUUCUCUGGCAGAAAGCUCCUCUUCACAUUCUCCUUGUUCUUCAAUCAAUAAUUAAUUCUAAUUUACUUAUCCAGCCUGGUUGCUGCGGAAUUUCAAUGCCAAUUCAUAUGUUAUAUAUUUAAUAAAGCUAUUCAUUACACAACUUUGUUGCUCAAAUACCUUCAAAAUGCAGCCACUAACUCUCAUGAUAUUGUUUCUUGCAAGCACAUCUUUUGCAGUAAUCACCACUACCCCAGCAAGAAGAGCAGCAGUUGCCAGAGUUGCCUCACCAAAACGCCUCACUCCUGCAAACCCACCCACAGCAUUCGAUGUCAAAAACUCGCUAGGGAACUGGGCCACCUCUGUAAAUACCGUCAACGCAUAUCGUAAGUUGUUCCUCCUAUUCUCCAAUUCCAAUUCUCUAUUUCUAACCUCACUCAAAGUCGACGACCCAAACAACUCGACUAAACUCAAAACCGCUAUCGCCUUCGCAAGAGACGAACCCGUACAACUUGCUACUCUCAUGAAAACUCCCAACCUCUCUCCAGCUGGCAUCAAAUCAGCGAAAGUCCUCAUGGCCAACUUCCCUUCUAUUGUCUCCAAUCUUCAAAAUGUGUACACCGGCGUUAUGACAACCCAAGAUGCGACUAUGGCCGUAAAUUUUAAUAGAUGCUGUACCGUACUCCCAAACAUUGGAAGUCUCUGGGCCGCAGCUACGAAUGCGACUAAGCUGAAAGAUACUCCACCUCCAAAUCUGGAAGCCCAGUGUGGGAUGAUGAGCUGUAACGUUGGAAUUAGCGGAGUUCAAGCUCAGGCUCAGGCGGCGUCAAAUGUAACGGGGUCAGUCAUGGCAUCAAGAGUGCCCCGAGCGAAGCUGAGAUGAAGUAUUAGACAUGGAAUGGGCAGAAGAAUGGGAUUUGAUUCCUGUGGUGGAGAUGUGCUUUUGUUGGCGUGACUUGUGCACAUUUCGACUUUCAAGACAGUACCUAACAUCUUUUGCGAGGCCACGAUACAAUCAAAAUAUCAAAGAAGUAAAAAGCUUUUGAAUGUUCAGAAGAAUUCAAUAAUAGAUCCUGCCUCAUAUAUGU
This is a messenger RNA of Sclerotinia trifoliorum, 1126 nucleotides long. The record is from the annotation of a GenBank genome assembly. NCBI's taxonomy places the organism in Eukaryota, Fungi, Ascomycota, Leotiomycetes, Helotiales, Sclerotiniaceae.